GAUAGCUGCACGAGGAUGGGAACUGGGGAUUAUGUGUGCGUAAUUCUGCGCGGUGGCGCGCCAUGGGGAUUCAGACUGCGCCAGAGCACGCAAGAACCGCAACAUCCUCUUCAGGUGUUUGAGGUAGAGGAUGACAGCUGUGCUGCCGAGGCUGGAUUGUGUGAAAAUGAUGAGCUAUUGUCAGUGAAUGGGAAACCUUGCUCUAACCUCAGUCUCUCGGAGGCUAUUGAUCUCAUUGAGGCGUCAGCUGACUGUCUACAGCUGCUUGUCAAAAGGUGUUGUAGCCAACCUCCAAAGUCUCUUAAAUCACAUAGCACCACUUUAAGGAUCCCAUCUCAAUCCAGACCUUGUGUCCCACACGAUGAUCUCUACAUCUCUGAAUCCCAGGAUGAGGCAUAUUAUGGGGAAACAGACAGUGAUGCAGAGUGUCCCGGAGGGAUUGGAUUGGUCCGGACCCAAGUUCAACUCCCCCCUUCUAGGAGUAAAGCUAGAAACAGUUAUGCCCAGCGCGGUGAAGACACCCGGAUAGAGGUAACCCCAGGAUCUGUGGUCGAAUUGCAACUCACCCUCUCCCAGACCACCCUAGAAGAGCCACAAUAUACUUCACUGGGCAGUGCUUGUGGAGUUGUGGGAGACAAACAUCCUAUAAAGACUAGCGAGACCACCACUACAUUUACUACAGGUUGCCCCCUCUACGUACGCAGACAAGACCGGCAACCUCUUGGUCAGCGGGGUGUGUUGGUUAAUAAACCCACUGCUUUGCAGAGACAGGUUGAGGUGACUGUACAGCACUUAUGUGACGGCAGAUCAGAAGAGGAGGGGGCAGAAACCAGUGAACUGUUGGAUUCUGCCGGAGAAGGAGGGCACAUUGAAGAAGUUCCCACCUCCUCCUCUGUGUCUUUUGGACUUCCUUCAGAGGAGUGGGACUCUGAAUCGGAGAGGGAGGUCAACCAGCCAAACAAACACAGGGCAAGGCACGCCAGGCUCCGGCGUAGUGAAAGCCUUUCAGAGAAGCAGGUGAAGGAGGCCAAGUCUAAAUGUAAGCGUAUUGCUCUACUACUAACUGCUCCUGCCCCCAACCCCAAUAACAAGGGGGUGUUGAUGUUCAAGAAGCAUAGACAAAGGGCCAAGAAGUAUACACUUGUAAGCUACGGUACUGGUGAGGACGAACCAGAUUACGAGGACGGCAGUGAAGAAGACGAAGAGGCGCACGCUGUUGAGAUCACAGUUCUAGCCACUGGUGAAACAGAAGUUGAUGAGGAUUUUUUCACCAAUGCCUCAGGCCAGAAAAGCAUUGUAACUUUUGACUGGAAGACUGGAUUACUUGAGAUAGAGCGCAAACUUGACAGCAAGCAAAAUAUGGAAGCACUACCUGAGACCAAGGGUAAAGGAGCCCUCAUGUUUGCUCAACGCAAACAACGCAUGGAUGAGAUAGUAGCUGAGCACGAAGAAUUGAGACGUAAGGGGAUCCCUGUUGAAGGGCAGCCGGAGCCUGAGACCCAUCAAACUUACCAACACGUGGAGCAGCACACUUAUAUGCAGCCACAAGAGAACCAAAAUUAUAUGGAUGUGAAUCUUCAGCAUGCUCAAAAGCAGCAGCAGGAGCAAUAUCAUCAAUACCAGGAACAGUAUUAUCAACAGCAGCAGCAGCAGCAGUAUCAAGAGUAUCAGCAGCAGCUACAAUACCAACAACAGUAUCAACAACAACAACAGUAUCAACAAGACUGUCAACAACCAAAGCUGUAUGAACAAUCAUACAAUCAGCAACAACACCUUCAGCAGCAGCAGUAUUCACAUCAUAUGAAUGGCAUGUUUGAGCAGCAAAUGAACGAAAUGCAGGUAUCAGUUACAAACAGGAGUGCCAAGCCAUUUUCAGUUCAAAACAGAGCGGCCGCUCCAUUUUCCCCCUCCACAAGUGCAGAUUAUCAAGAACAGUCUGGGUAUCCACUGGGACAAGGGGAACAGAUUGCAUCCCGUGAUGAGCGUAUAUCUGUGCCUGCGAUCAAGACUGGAAUCUUACAAGAUACAAGGAGGAGGAAUGCCAGUAAGCCUAUGUUCACUUUUAAAGAGUCUCCCAAGGUUUCCCCGAAUCCUGAGCUGUUGAAUCUCCUUAACAAGAGUAACAAAAAGACCGGUUUGGAAACAGAGGAAGAUUAUUUAAGUUUAGGAGCUGAAGCCUGCAACUUCCUGCAGUCUCCUAAGGUAAAACAAAAAACUCCACCACCGGUUGCCCCUAAACCUCACAUAGACCCAGCUUCUCCCCCUUGGUCUGCUCCACCUGAAACUACUGAUCAACCGAUUCCACAGCAAACUGAAAAUGGUGUCUCAGCACCUGCACUAGCUCCAACCAUGGGAGCUCAUGUUACUCCUGUCCCUGCCCCUGAAAUGCAGGCUCCAACAGUGUCUGAGGAAGCAAGGAUAGCUCCUGAGUCCCAGGAUGUUUCACACUGUACAGAACAACUUGCUUCAGGUAAUACAUGGAAACGACCAGAAUCUCCAACAGAACCAACCAAGCAACCAGAGGCUUGGAAUAAGGCACAACUCCAGCAGCAAAAUUAUUCUGCUCAACUUGCCGCACCACCUCCCAUGCAGUCAGAUCCAUCUGUGAAGUCAUGGGAUCCAGCUCUAAUCCAAGGUCAUCAGCAGCCUCCAGUAAGUACCUGGGGUCCAAAUGAGGUCCAGCUGCAACUCCAAUCUCAAAACCAAAAAUCUGAAGAACACUCACAAUGGAUAGCACAGUCUCAAAGUCAAUCAGAUGUUCAACUGCAAGCAACUACUGUAACUCAGUCUCAGCCUUCUUGGGUAACACAGACUCAGACUCCAAUCCAAACCGAACAUCAGCCACCACCUCAAACGCAGCCUCAAAUUAAUUCUUGGGCUUCGGGUCCAAAUCAGUCAACACCCCAACCCACAUGGUCUCAGCAGCAUGCAUCGGCACAACCUUCUCUUAGUGUUUGGCAGCAAAAUCAAGGUCAGGAGCAGCCACAGCAACUUUGGGCCCAACAAAAGCAAUUUCAAGAGUCUCACCAAACUGUAGAAUCUUCUUGGGCAUCACCUCCCCAGCAACAACCUACUUGGACCCAGCCUCAAAUUCAACCUCAGCCCCAACCAUCCUGGGUCUCCCAAGCCAAACCACAAAUGCCAACACAGCCACCUGAAAAUGCAUGGACCCAACCACAAAGUUCUGUUCAAGCACAGCCUACAUGGUCUCAACAGAAUCAACCUCCACCUCAACCCACAGCAUUAAUGCAGCAUCCCACCCAUCCUUGGGAACCAGUGCCAACCCAGUCCCAACCACAGCCACAAUGGGCACAAAAACCUGCUUCUCCACAACAUCCUCAACAAAUAAUUCACUCUUGGACACCUGAGCAGAAUCAAACUCAGGCCCCCUGGGGUCAGCCACAGCCACCAGUUCCACCCCAAGUGCAGGCUCAAUGGCCACAGAAACCUCAACAACAAACAUCACAGCCAUCUGUUACCCAAUGGACCCCACCAUCUCAGUCUCAACCUCCUGUAAAUACUUGGUCAACCCAACAGCAACAACGUUCCAUAAACAUGGCUCAAACUGAAACCCAAAAGUUGCCUUCCCAACCAACCAAGCCAUGGAGUCCACCUCAGAACACCCAGCCCCCACCUCUACGCCGAAUGCACAGUGGGACUCCACCUAGUAGUGCUCUGUCACCCUCUGGUUAUGGUUCGGCGUUCGAGAUGCCAGCCUUGCGAGGCAAAGGAGCUGAACUUUUCGCCAAGCGUCAAUCUAGAAUGGAGAAGUACAUUGUGGAUUCUUCCACAGUUCAGGCAAAUAAGGCAAGACCAUCUUCACCUUCUCCUUCUUUGCCAAGCUCAUGGAAAUAUUCAACUAAUUGCAGGGCCCCCCCUCCUUUGGCAUAUAAUCCAAUUCAUUCACCAUCAUAUCCGCCAGGUGCUGUCAAGCCAACUCCUUCCUCCAGCACAAACAAGAACAAAUGCAAACAGGGCCAAAAACCUGCCAAAAAACCACUUCCUGUUCUUGAUGUCAUGAAGCAUCAGCCCUAUCAGUUAAAGUCCUCCCUUUUUAUCUAUGGUCCAGCAGCAGAAAAACUUGUUGCAGUAAAGGAGGCAGCUGAAAAGUUUACUGCUCAAAAAGCAGAUGAAGUCCAUGCUCUGGCCCAAGCAUUAGGUCCUCCAAAUCAGAACCAGCAAAUUGCAUAUAGUCCUCCACCUUAUGGUUUUAUGCCACAACAGGCCCAGCAACCUUAUGGGAUGGCUGGUCAGUCACCCCCUAUGUCCAAUGCACCUUACCACCAAGUGCCUCCUAAUACAUAUCAGCCUGUCCCUAGUAAUUAUCAACAACAACAAGAAUACAACCCCCAACAAGUAUACCAACAACCUUUAAAUCCUUACCAUCAAGCUCAAAGUCCUCCCUACCGACAGCCCUCUCCACCUUCCUAUCAGGCAGGUCCUAAUCCAGCAUAUCAAGCUGGCCCGGCACCAUCGUACCAACCAGCCCCUAGCUCAUAUAUUGCAGCAGCUUUCCCAGUAGCAGCAAGAGCUGACUCUGCCUCAGGAGGCAGUGUUGCUUCUGCUCCAAAGCCCAGAUUUUCAGCUAAAAAGAGUGCUGCCCAAGUGUGGAAGCCAAGCACUGCUGAAAAUGCUGAAAAUUAGUCAUGUUACUUUGAUGCUUGUUAUUCCAGUGUUAUAGUAAAUAACAAGGAUAGGAUAGAAAUACAAUAUGCAACAGAUGCAUAACACUACCAGAACCAGCUGUUUAAAGAUCUAGAUAAGUAAGAAAUUAACAAGGUAGGCAUCAAUAUUUCUGACAUGACAUGGUGUUUAUAGAAGAAUUAUCUGCUAAAUAUUUAUCUUUUUGGGCUACUACAGGUAAGACGCUCUUGUUAUUAUUUAGCUGAAAUUACUAAAGUUGUAUAGUUAUUUGUUUGUUAGACGUGGUCAAAGAGAAUCAGUGUUGAUUGAGUUGAUGAUAGAAGAAAGACAUGGAAGCUUAAACAGGUAAAAAGACAGAGGUAGACCUAAUGGUUAGAUAUUGAGGGCCACUGAGUAAUUGACAUAUUUAUAUGUAUACAUUCAUUGUUAAAAUGUGACAAUGCUUAACAUGCUCAUAAAUUAUUGGGUUCUUUAAUAUCAUUUUUACCAGAUUAUAUAAUAUAAUACCUCAGUGGACAGACAGAAAUGAAUAUAUGAACAGCCGAAUAACGGGAUAGUUCACCCAAAAUUGGAAAUUCUGUCAUCAUUUACUAACCCGCAAGUUGUUUCAAACCUGUGUACAUUUCUUUGUUCUGUUCAUCAACACUGUAAAAAGUAAUACAUAAAUCUAACUUAUAAAAAUUGAGGCAAGUGAUUGCAUUUGAUGUUUUAAGUUGAGUCAACUUGUAGCCUUUUUAAAGUAUAAUAAACACUGUAAUAUUACAUAAUACAAAUGUGACAAAAUUAAGUUGAGUUAACUAAUAGUUCUAGUAUUACUCAGUUUAAUUUACUUUUCUUGGUAAAGGUAACUUUUUAUGGUUUGUUGUUGUUUCCAUAAACAUGGAUUUAGACUUUUGAGAUGAGGGCAUGAAUUGUUUAUUCAAUCAACGCGCCCACCCAGUUUAGUUUUGGGCAGCUGUAAAGUGCGAAAUACUUCAGUAUGCAGUCUAUGCACAAGCACCAGUCUUCUGAACAAUGGUAACUACAAAACGAAAACGAUGAAACAAAAACUCUUCUAAAUCUCGAAGAUAAAUGAACAUUAAACACUAAAAAGUCUUUAUUUUUAGUUAAAAACACAUAAAAUAGCGUUUAAAUUUGAAUUUCACUGUCCAAAUGCAGUCCCAUGCAAAACAUGCUGGGAUAUACGAGUCUACUGCCUAGUUAGCUAUGUUUACUAAAUUCAUUCAUGUAGUUUCAACACAAAAUUAUUAAGUUAAUUUCCUUCUUACAAAUUUAAAUGGAUUUUACAUGAUAAAAUAAAGCUGAAUUUACUCAUUAAAGUGUUAAUUUAGAUUUACUCAAAUUAUUCAUCUUUUUAUGUUAUUUUAACUCAAAUUUUGAUUAAAAAAAACAAGAAUGAAUUUUUUUUUAAUACAGUUUACUCGUUUUAUUUUUGUUAAAUCUACUUAGGCACAGAAACACUUUUUACAGUGAAUACAAACAUAUUUUAAAGAAUGUUUGUGACCAAGCAGACCUAGGGCACCAUUAACUUCCAUAGUAGGAAAAAUAAUACUGUGGAAGAGAUUGGUGCCCCAGAUCAGUUUUUUAUUAACAUUUCUUAAAAUAUCUUCAUUUGUGUUCAGCAAGAAACGUGUAUAGGUUUGAAACGACUUGAGGGUGUGUAAAUGAUGACAAAAUUUUGAACUAUCCCUUGAACUAAUGUAUAACAGCUUCUGGCUGUGCCAAGUAUUGCAGGUGGAUAUAAAACAGAUUAAGUGUUAGUGAUUUCUGAAGUAAAGUUUAAAUUAAUAUUAGUAAUUAUUCAGACUUUCCGAAAAAGCAAAAAUGAAUGUAAUCGAUAUGUGAGUUUUUCGAAAACUGUGUCAAAUAGAUUUAAAUGUACUUUCAGUGUACAACAGCUGGGACAGAGCUCUUAAUUUGUAUUUUUAUGAUGGUAAAUAGAUGUAGAUUCCUUUCUUGUUUAUUUUUUGAGGGAAGUUACCUUUAGCUAUUAUUCUGUUUGUUUUACAGUUCUUUUUUUCAGUAGUUUUUACAGAAUAAGAACAAUGAAAACAGGUCUACGAAACAGAAAACAUUUGAAAAAGAGUCAACUUUUAAUUACAAACACAAUUUUUAACAAAAUAUUAAUUUUGAUUUUGACUGUUGUCACCUGUUUUUUAUUUAUGUUUAUUUUUUGUGUGACAUUUUCUUCCUUGUGCACUAUUUGUAAGAUGAACCACAGUGCCAUUAAAAUGAUUGUCCUUUGA
Paramisgurnus dabryanus is the source of this 6890-nucleotide messenger RNA. RefSeq names its product synaptopodin 2a (gene synpo2a). Gene Ontology annotation, biological process: positive regulation of actin filament bundle assembly. The record is from RefSeq and is a predicted model, not a curated record. Gene Ontology annotation, molecular function: actin binding. Gene Ontology annotation, cellular component: Z disc; nucleus; actin cytoskeleton. Lineage: Eukaryota; Metazoa; Chordata; Actinopteri; Cypriniformes; Cobitidae.